Molecule: messenger RNA, 339 nt
Organism: Knipowitschia caucasica
Lineage: Eukaryota; Metazoa; Chordata; Actinopteri; Gobiiformes; Gobiidae
Source: the annotation of a GenBank genome assembly
AUGGUGUGGGGGUGUCAUGGUGGGGUCAUGGUGUGGGGUGUCAUGGUGUGGGGGUCAUGGUGUGUCAUGGGGGGGUCAUGGUGUAAGGGGGUGUCAUGGUGUGGGGGGUGUCAUGGUGUGGGGGGGUCAUGUGUGUGGGGGGUCAUGAUGUGGGGGCUGUGGGGGUGUCAUGGUGGGGGGUCAUGGUGUGGGGGGGGUCAUGGUGUAAGGGGGUCAUGGUGUGGGGGGGUCAUGGUGGUGGGGGGUGUCAUGGUGUGGGGGGGGUCAUGGUGUGGGGGUGUCAUGGUGUGGGGGGGUCAUGUUGUGGGGGUGUCAUGGUGUGGGGGGGUCAUGUUGUAG